GUACAAUCCUUCAGCCGGACCACGAUGUCGCUCAGUUGUUUAAAAGUAGGAAACAUGGAUUGUUCUGCUCCACUUUGACAGAAGCUGCAGCACAGGCAGCUUCUCCAGUCUCUCAGCCAGUCCUCUGUCAGCGGCAGAUCCAACGAGAUGCAGCGACAACUGUGGUGACCAGCAAACGCUCAACAGGUCCCAGCACUCGACAGUUGACCCAUCUCGGCCUCCUGUGUCACAGCUCCGCCGGUUCACCGUCCAAACGUGGCCUCGGGCUGUUUCAUGUUGAGGUUUCACACCGAGGUUUGAAGCUGUGGAAGCUCCCGGACGGGGUUUCAGCCUGGAUGUGAGAUCCGGCCUCGGUGUGCGAUGAGAGGACCGGCGCUCCCUGUGUGUCUGCUGCUCUGCCUCGUAGGAACAGCUGUUCUCGGGACUCGUGGUGAUGUCACAGCCCCCUCCACCCUGACUGCAGGGGCCGGCCUCCCCCUCCUGCUCAGCUGCAACAUCACCACGGCGGCCGGCAACACCGUCAAGCAGGUCCGAUGGCUCAACGAGCACGGCAAGAGCCUCCUGGCCUACCAGCCACUUGUGCCAGUGGUCAUCAGCCACCGGGAUCCCAGGGUGCAGCUCACCGGGCACCCCGACCACGGCAGCUCCAUCACCAUCACGAGGGUGAGGUCCGAUGACGACGGAUGCUACCGCUGCAUCUUUGACGUUUACCCCAAAGGUUCGGAAGAGGCCCGGACAUGCGUCACCGUCACUGGUAAAGUGCAGCUGGAGGGCAACAAGACGGCCACGAGCGGAACCGCCGUCACCCUCUCCUGCCGGUACAGCCUCUCCGAGAGGGUGCACCAGGUGCUGUGGAGGAAGACGGCCGAGCAGGGCGACACCACCUCCGUGGCCGCCUAUAGCAAGCAGGGCCACCACAGCGUGGAGGAGCAGUUCAAGGGUCGGGUCAGCCUGAGCCGAACUCUGAAUGGCACCCGGCUGACCAUCCAGCCGGUCAGGACGGAGGACGAGGCCUGCUACACCUGCGAGUUCCACACGUUCCCCGACAGCAGCAGAAGCGCCACGGCCUGCCUCUCUGUUUAUGUUUUACCCAAACCAGAGGUGACCAAGGUGACCUCGUCAUCAGGGGUCACAGAGGCCAACUGCACCGCCCAGUCCCGCCCACCAGCAGAUAUUAAGUGGGACAUCGGAGGGGACAACCGGACACUUGGACCGCCCGUUCUGUCCGUCUUCGACCAGGGCGACGGCACGACGAUAGUGACGAGCACGCUUCUCUUCCAGUCAGGGCUGAUCAGUGAGCGCUCGGUCCAGUGCACCGUGCACCACCCGGGUCUGAAGACGCCCCUGACGGUGCCUCUCACCACAAAGGUGAGUCCGGUCGUGGUGAUCCUCCUCUCGGUGUGCGGCGUGGCGGCCGUCCUCCUCCUCUGCCUGUGUGUGUGUCUCUGCAAGUGCUUGAUCUGCACAGACGACUGAUUUGGACCGCUCCUUUGAUGAGGGUCCAGCCGAGCUCGGAGUCUGAUCUAUCUGCUCAGCACCGUGCCACAGGACGGGAGCAGAGCGUUCCACGGAGCCGGGGCCGACGCUGCUGACUCACUGGUAGACUCAAAGUAAACAGAACUAAAACCACCUUAUUUAACAAUAUAGAUUUUACACUUACAGCCUUAACUAUCGAUGUAAUCACUGUGAUCAGAGAAGAGUUUGUGGAUGUGUCUUCUGCCAUCACAUUGGGGUCAGAUCAAUUCUCCUGUGUUGAAUAGAGUGAUAUGUUAUAUAUUUUUUUACAUAUAGAUUGUGUAUAAAUAGCUUUUUGAUUUGCUUCUGCUCUGCUGUUUGAAGUAUUCUGACUGAAAUAGGGAUAUAUUCUAAAUACUCUCCUACAACAGCUGCCUCAUGUCUCCUUCAAUAUAAAAGUUUAUUAAACUGCAAAAGACUUCAGCACAGUAAAAAAAUAAGCAAGUAACUGAUUUUAAUAUUUUUCAGGACAGGUUAAGCUGUUUAAAUAGUCAAGUUUAUUUAUAUAGCAAGUUUAAAAACAACAAUUCAAAAUAAAACAAUAAUGUAAAAACAGAAUAUAUAGAAACUGCAUUAAAACAUAACACAUCUUGUGAGUUACAGGAAGUACAAAACAAACCAGUAUAGCUGCAGUUAAAGUGUGUGUGUGUGUGAGACUGACUCACUACUGUGCGGACUAGCUGUGAAUCACUGUUUGCACGUGUGUGAGAAAGUAACACAUGGCGAGUGUUUGUGUGUGUUUUAAAAGUUUGUGUGUGUGUUUCUUUGCAUCAUUGUACAGUUCUUCCUGACUGAGUCGAACCAUACACUGAAAAAAUACUUCUCCAGAUACGUUUUUCCAAAAUUAAAGUCAGAAAUUGUGUUGAUGUAACUUUGUCGCACAAACUUGAAGAAUUGGUUUGUUACCAAUGGAUGUCGUUUUUUAAGUUGGUCAACAACAGUUUUUUUCUGUGUAACAAGAACAAGUUUUGGUUUUGCAGGAAAUGUUAAUGUACCGGAACUUUGUGGACACUCGUAUUCUUCUAAUAAUCAAACAGCUCUUGGAUGUUUACACAUAAUCUACUUUCACACUGAAGUCAAUGAUCUGUAAAGUUCAUUAAGGGUUAAAUCUGAUAAAUAGGGUUGUUACAAAAAGAAUAAAGCUGCUGUAAAUAUGAUUUUUUCCCACGUUUCCUUUGGUUUAUAUUUCUGUCUUCGUUGUCGUUAUAGUUUUUUGGCAGUAUUCACUUUCUCUGUACCUGUAAGAAUCGAUUAAAGAGCAGAUUAGAACGAUUUGGAACAAAUAAAAUAAAAAAACUGAGACUUCA
Platichthys flesus (European flounder) is the source of this 2822-nucleotide messenger RNA. RefSeq names its product poliovirus receptor homolog. The record is from RefSeq and is a predicted model, not a curated record. Bases 361 to 1476 code for a protein of 371 amino acids. Lineage: Eukaryota; Metazoa; Chordata; Actinopteri; Pleuronectiformes; Pleuronectidae. The transcript has 7 exons. Gene Ontology annotation, molecular function: cell-cell adhesion mediator activity.